CAGGAGUGGAGCAGAGUAAGCAGUGCAGGCUCCGGGGAGAUACACGCAGCGCUCCAGAGGCUGGAUAGCAUCAUCGCACCCUGCGGACAGCCCGCACCGGGGACCUGCAGCUGACACAUCUGAAAUGCCCUGUAUUCAAGCGCAGUAUGGAAGUCUGUCUCAGUGUGCAGGCCCCAGUGACCAUUAUGUUCCAGACAUCUUAAACUCAGAGUUCAGUAAGUUCACCAUGGACCUUGUUAACAGUGAAAUUGCAGCUUCCACUUCAUUGCCCAGUUUCAGCACCUUCAUGGAUGGUUACACUGGAGAAUUUGAUGCUUUUCUGUACCAGAUACCUUCUUCAACACCCCAGUCAUCACUAAAGGUGGAGGAGUUUCAAGUGUUCGGCUGUUAUCCAGGUUCUUUCACAAAUCAGGUGGAUGAAACCAUGUCAUCGAGUGGUUCAGAUUAUUAUGGAAGCCCAUGUUCCAUCCCAUCUCCGUCUACACCAGGUUUCCAGAAUCCUCAAGUUCCUACAUGGGAGAGCUCUUACGGGGCCUACUCUCCAACUCAGAAUUAUGACAGCAUGAGACCAUGGACUGAUCAACAGAAAAACGGCAUUCCACAGUCUUCUUUUUUCUCCUUUGGGACACCAUCUCACAGCCCAAACAUGGCUCCUAAUUCUUUAAAGAUGACCCAAGGUCCACAUAGACUUGAACAGCAGGUUGUAGAUCCUGAGGUGUUUGCACUAGCACAAAGCUCUUCGGCCGGAUUUCCCACUAUACCUCUUGGUCAGGGGCCUGUGGUACUGGAUAGUUCGGUUAUAUUGGACAGUCCUCUAUCUCCCUCCAAAGCGCGGAGCCCAAGCUCAAAUGAGGGGCGCUGUGCUGUCUGCGGAGAUAAUGCUUCUUGUCAACACUAUGGUGUACGAACCUGUGAAGGAUGCAAAGGUUUUUUUAAGAGGACUGUACAGAAAAAUGCCAAGUACAUCUGCUUGGCUAACAAGGACUGUCCUGUGGACAAAAGGCGCAGGAAUCGUUGCCAGUUCUGUCGGUUUCAAAAAUGCUUAGUAGUGGGAAUGGUAAAAGAAGUCGUACGCACAGACAGUUUAAAGGGCAGGAGGGGUCGCCUUCCAUCAAAACCAAAGCAAGUAUCGGACUCUUCUCCGGUUAGUCUCAUCAACUCACUGGUGCGGGCGCACAUUGACACCAUCCCCAAUUCCAGCAAUUUGGAUUACUCACAGUACCAAGAGAACGUCCCCGUUCUGCUGGAGAAGGAGAAUCCGGUUGAUGUGCAGCAGUUCUACGACCUUCUCUCUGGUUCUUUGGAAGUAAUCCGCAAAUGGGCAGAGAAGAUCCAGGGCUUUGCAGAGCUUCCUAAAGAAGACCAGAGUCUUCUACUGGAGUCUUCCUUCCUGGAACUCUUCAUCCUUCGACUUGCUUACAGCUCGAAGCCUGAAGAAGGGAAGCUGAUCUUCUGCAAUGGAGUGGUGCUUCAUCGCAUACAGUGUGUCAGGGGGUUUGGCGAGUGGAUCGACUCAAUCAUUGACUUUUCACACAGCCUCCAACGCAUGAACAUUGAUGUCCCAUCAUUUUCCUGUCUCUCCGCCCUUGUUAUCAUCACAGACAGACAUGGCCUGAAAGAACCCAAGAAGGUAGAAGAGCUGCAAAGCAGGAUUAUUAAUUGCCUUAAAGAGAAUGUACCAUCAAGCCCGAGUGAGCAGAACAGAUCCAACGGUCUGUCCAAGUUACUGGGCAAACUUCCUGAGCUCCGCACUUUGUGUACGCAAGGCCUCCAGCGUAUUUUUUACCUGAAGUUAGAGGAUCUUGUACCACCUCCUCCUAUUGUAGAGAAGAUCUUCAUGGACACACUGCCCUUCUAAACCAGCACUGCACUUAUUUUUCUUUCUUACUCAUACAAAGAAAAGGAAACCCACACAUGGACAGCGGUGAAUCCUGUUACAAACUUGUGAAACCUUUUCUUUGAUAUUAGGUGCCUAACCCAGCGAAUCCUUAUUUUUUUCUUUGGGAUUUUCUGGGACAUAUCUGAAGACUUUGUUUAUAUUAUUCUAUAAUAUCCAGAUGUGCCUUUGGCUAAAAAAAACUGACUUUUUUUUUUUUUUUUUUUUUUUUUUGUGUUUUUUGUCUUUUAUUUCACUUUUAAAGUAUUUUUUUUAAAUACUUGCAGAAUUCAUCAGGCUCCUAAACU
This is a messenger RNA of Bufo bufo (common toad), 2184 nucleotides long. It is a transcript of the gene NR4A1, whose product is annotated as nuclear receptor subfamily 4 group A member 1. Lineage: Eukaryota; Metazoa; Chordata; Amphibia; Anura; Bufonidae. The transcript is spliced from 7 exons. The record is from RefSeq and is a predicted model, not a curated record. Gene Ontology annotation, cellular component: nucleus; transcription regulator complex. Bases 125 to 1858 code for a protein of 577 amino acids. Gene Ontology annotation, molecular function: RNA polymerase II cis-regulatory region sequence-specific DNA binding; nuclear receptor activity; nuclear glucocorticoid receptor binding. Gene Ontology annotation, biological process: regulation of transcription by RNA polymerase II; cellular response to corticotropin-releasing hormone stimulus.